AUGAGGGGAAAUCACAUCUGCUGCAGUGGUGGGGAUGAACCUGAGAGUUUGGAUGGAUAUGGAGAAGAGAAUGGCAAGCUUGGCUGUAGGACUCCCAGAGAAGAAGACCUUUUGCAGUUGACGUCUGGGAUAACAGGAUGGGUGGGGAAGAAGUUUGGAGAAGUUCUGCUUGGUCCACUGGAGAUGGGGGCAGAGAGCAUGGCGAGGCUGCACCAGGUGGUCUGCUACAGUUGGGGCGAGAGUGGGGCACUGAAUUUAGGUGAGAGGAAAGAGAGCUCCAAGCUCUUUUCCUCCGGCACGGUGAGUGAGUUGUCUGCUACCGACGGUCCUAUUGUCAUCAGGGGUCGCCGCCCCGCCCGGUGUUACCGGUGUUGUAAGAACAAGCCGUACCCAAAGUCUCGCUUCUGCCGAGGUGUCCCUGAUGCUAAAAUCCGCAUCUUUGACUUGGGAUGGAAGAGGGCAAAAGUUGAUGAAUUCCCGCUUUGUGGCCACAUGGUGUCCCAUGAAUACGAACAACUCUCUUCCGAAGCUCUGGAGGCUGCCCGUAUUUGUGCCAACAAAUACAUGGUAAAGAGUUGUGGCAAGGAUGGCUUUCAUAUUCGAGUGAGGCUUCACCCCUUUCAUGUCAUCCGAAUCAACAAGAUGUUGUCCUGUGCUGGGGCUGACAGGCUCCAGACAGGCAUGCGUGGUGCCUUUGGGAAGCCCCAGGGCACAGUGGUCAGGGUUCACAUUGGCCAGGUCAUCAUGUCCAUCCGCACUAAGCUGCAGAAUAAGGAACAUGUGAUUGAGGCUCUUCGUAGAGCCAAGUUCAAAUUCCCUGGCCGCCAGAAGAUCCACAUCUCAAAAAAAUGGGACUUUACUAAGUUUAAUGCAGAUGAAUUUGAAGACAUGGUUGCUGAGAAGAGACUCAUUCCUGAUGGCUGUGGGGUCAAAUAUAUUCCUAAUCGUGGUCCCCUGGACAAGUGGCGAGCCCUACACUCCUGAGGGCUUUCACGGUGCUCUCCUGUACCCUACCAAAUCAUGUUCAGUAAUAAAUCUCACAUCCAGU
Molecule: messenger RNA, 1048 nt
Organism: Chionomys nivalis (European snow vole)
Lineage: Eukaryota; Metazoa; Chordata; Mammalia; Rodentia; Cricetidae
Product: 60S ribosomal protein L10-like
Exons: 3
Coding region: 1-984 (327 amino acids)
Biological process (GO): ribosomal large subunit assembly; translation
Cellular component (GO): ribosome; cytosolic large ribosomal subunit
Molecular function (GO): structural constituent of ribosome
Source: RefSeq, a predicted model, not a curated record